Messenger RNA from Cryptomeria japonica (Japanese cedar), 5354 nucleotides. RefSeq lists its product as uncharacterized. NCBI's taxonomy places the organism in Eukaryota, Viridiplantae, Streptophyta, Pinopsida, Cupressales, Cupressaceae. Gene Ontology annotation, biological process: replication fork arrest; DNA repair; DNA replication checkpoint signaling. The transcript has 24 exons. Gene Ontology annotation, cellular component: replication fork protection complex. Gene Ontology annotation, molecular function: DNA binding. The record is from RefSeq and is a predicted model, not a curated record. Bases 223 to 5106 code for a protein of 1627 amino acids.
UACCAAAGCGAAAAAAGUUUGCGCGGGAAAGUCAUCAAAGCUUCACUACAACUGUUUUCCCAGAGAGCAACCAUUACCGCCAUUUUUAGAGACUGGGCUGCAGAUCUACCGUCAAAUUCUGCCGGAGUUCUACAUUCUGCGUCAAAUGGAACAAUUUUAAGCGAGCUAGAGGAAUUCGAACAGGUGGUCUCGCAAAGUUGAGCGGUUAAGGACCCGAACAAGAUGGAGCUGGAGGGAUUUUCAGUGGUGUGCGCAGGGCUUGGGUGUGCAUCUGAAGAUGCCAAUGGAAGGCGAAAUGGCUACGUUAAAAGCGAUAAUUGUCUUGAGAAUUUGAGGGACUUGCAGCGAUUUCUUCGCAGAGAUCAUCCACAAACAAGAGAUGUGUUCAAACAACUAGGCAAGUGGAAUACAAUGUCGCAGGACUUGAUACCUAUCAUUGAGCAUUAUCGAGAUGAACCGGAGACUAUAGUUAAUGCUGUAAAGGUAAUAGUUUUCCUUACCAUGCCCAUUGAUCCUUCUUCUGAUGACAUCUCACUACAAAUGGAAUAUCUUUGGAGCUUUAAGGAAUUGUUUUCCCGGAAUGAUUCGAUUGCUGUCAUUGUUUCUCUUUUGGAAGAACCACUGGAACAUUUGGAAUGUGGGGCAUUCACGGAGGAUGAUUGGAAGAUCAUCCAGUUGGUGUUCACACUGUUCCGUAAUUUACUGGCUGUUCAAGAUCCUUCACCUCAACAGAUGAUGGGCAGAUCUGCUUCCCAGUUUCCAUUUUUAAGGGAUGCUUUCUUGGAGCAUUUGUUUCAUGAAAAUGUGAUGGAUCUGCUUCUAGCAUUGACUCAACAUGUUUCUGGCAUGCAUGGUUUUCUUAAACAAGAUAAUUUGCUGCUACUGGAGAUUUACCAUUAUAUUUUUUGGGGUCAGCGGCCUGAUCUAGUAGCUUCAGCACAACAAAUGAAUUCAAAGAAGGACAACAAAAUACUCCAGUCAUCAGGAGUUCUACAGUCAAUGAUGGAGGAGGAAGAAGAACAGAGAAGACUUUCACGCCUAAGAGAUUUGCCUCGCCAUUCACUAUUCUGUGGAACAUUUGUUAGGCUUGCUCCGGAUGGUUCAAAAAGGAUUGUGAAGAGGAACCCAUUUGUCACUCCUGCUGAGAACAUACUUAAGACACGGCAGAACAAACGAGGACCUGUUAAACGCAUUGCAUGUGAUACUAAUAUUCCAUUGUCAUCUAAAGAGAGUGUUCUGGGACUCCUCCAGAACUUUGCAGACCAAUUUCUCGACGUGGGUUAUAAUGUGUUAAUGCAGUCUGUAAGGGAGGACAUUAGAAGAGAGCAUCCUGCAAUUCAGAACAGUGAUAUCAUUGUAUUCUUUGAAGUGGCUUGUUUUUUCACAGCAUACCAGCGGUGUCGUGUUGCCAACCAUAAGGGAAAAAGUGGUGGUGCUGAUGUUAAAAAAUACGAUGAGAAAGGCAAUAAUGAUACAUUGUUCCGAGGUCUUAUUUGUGGUCCUAUUGCAUCAACUAUGAAUGAAGCUAUGUUCUACCUUGUUGUAUCUAAGUGGCAUCGUUCUUUUGAAGCUUUAAAGGAAACAAAUGAUCUGAAGACUUUAACAGCAGCAGGAGCUCUGGUGAAGGAAAUGAUUCACAUAUUAGAUUUGGUGCUUAAGAUUUCCCGCAACAGUUUGAGGGAGACAGAACAAGAGGAUCGGACUGCACGCAUACUUCUUUAUAAGGUUUUCUAUGAUCAGACAGAGGAAGGAAUUACACAUUUUCUUCUUACCCUCAUUAAAUCUUUUGAUAUUCAUAAGCAACCUCGGAGUUAUUUAGCAGAUCUGGUGGAAAUGACACAUAUUAUAUUGCGUCUCAUGGAGGCCCUCAAAGAAGCAGAUGGAACUUUGAGGGUUCUCAAGAAAUCUCGAAGAGGCAGGAAGAAGAAAAAGCUGGCUGGUAAUCAGCAGGAACAAGUUCCAGUACAAUCCAGAGACAAUGAGAUCUCAUCUAACGCCAGUGAAAUUGGAAGUGAGAAGAGAUCCGACUCUAAUGAACAGGUGAUGAAUAAUACAGCAAAAUUUCAUGAAGAGGGAUCAAGCACAGAAAUGCAUAUGGAUGAUGUGGACGAACACAACAGAAUAUCCAAAUCUGAUGACAAUGGAAGAGUGCAGCACAAAAUCUCCUUGGAGAAUGCCGAUGAAUGUGAAGAAGAAAUAGAAUUCUUGGAAAAGAACACCCAAAAUGGAACAAUUAACUCACUGGAUGAUGGAGAAAGCAACUCAGAAGAUGAUGAUCGGGGCAACAGAGUUGACAGAGUUGAAGCAGAUUUUGAUAUCCAGAAGUUUAUAAUCUCCUUUGCUGACAACCAUGUUGUUCGAAAUUACUGUUGGUUACUCAUGUUCUACAAGAAAAAUUCCGCUGCUACAAAUCAUUAUAUAAUUCGCAUGUUGCAGCGUAUUUGUGAUGACUGUAUGUUGGAACCAAUGCUUUAUCAGCUAUCACUAUUUUCUCUGUUUUAUGAGAUUCUCUCAGAUCAGAGGACAUUACAGUCAGAGGAAUAUAAAAAUAUUGUCCAGUUCCUCACAAAGAUAUUGCAUGGUUUUUUCAAAAAGUUGAAGGAUCAGCCUUUUCUUUUUGUUGAGAUACUCUUCUGGAAGACUCGCAGAGAGUGCGACAUGAUUAGCACAGAUCAGUUAUUGUCUCAGGUGAACAAAUGGAAGAACAAAUGGGACCAUUCCAUGCAAAAAAACAUUGCUAAUGCUUUGGGUGAUGAUGAAGCUGACGGGAUUAAUAAACGGCAAAGCACAGAGGUGCCAUAUAAGAAAAAUAUUGCUGAUGCCCUUGGUGAUGAUGAGGCCGAUAUGCCUUUCAGUGAACUUGAUAAUCACGAGAAGGAGACUUAUACAAAAGAACAGAUAAGGAAAUCUCCGAAAAAGAGGAAGAGCUUUAUUUUCAGUGAAGAGGAAGAAGCUCGAAUCAAAGAGCUUUUUGAGCAGUAUAAAGAAAGUAGAAGAUGUAGCUUUAUGAUUGCAGAGGCACUUGAUCCGAAUGGAAAGUUUUCAACAGUCCAAGUUUCUCGUAAACUUAAGCAGCUCGGUCUCAAACUUGCAUCAAGCAAGCACAAAUCAGGAAUUGACAAGUUGCUUAGUGAUGAAAAUGAUGAGAGUGAAGAAGAUGUACAAGACAAGCCUAGUUCAGCUGAAGCUGGGAAAACUUACAGGAGAAGACUCUUUUUGGAAUCUGAGGAUGAGUCAGAACAUGAGAUUCAACAAAAUGAUUCAUUGAAAGCUUCUGAGAAGCAAAAGUUUCCCAUAAAAGACAAGAACAAGAAAUCUCCCAAGAAGAGGAAGAGCUUUGUUUUUAGUGAGGAGCAAGAAGCUCUAAUAAAGGAGCUUUUUGAGCAGCACAAAGAAAAGAGAGAGUGCAGCCAUUUGAUUGCAGAAUCACUAGGCCUGUCAGUAUCACAAAUUAAUAUUAAGCUCAAGCUGCUUGGCCUUAAGGCUAUCUCAAGAAAAAGGAAAGUAAGGGUAGAGCUGCGAGAUGAAGAUAACAUGAAUGAAGAACCACUGGGAACCGACUUAUUGAAAACAUCUGACAAGCAAAAGUCUUCCACAAAAGAUAGGAAUAAGAACUCUCCCAAGAAGAGGAAGAGUUAUGUUUUUAGCGAGGAGCAGGAACGUCUAAUGAAGGAACUUUUUGAGCAGAACAAAGAAAACAGACAGUGUAGUCAUCUAAUUGCUGAAAGACUUGGUCUGCCUGUAAUUCAAGUCAAGCGUAAGCUUACACUGUUUGGCCUCAAAGUCAGCUCAAAAAAACAGAAAUCUUGUAUUGGAGAGCAAGCCAAUGUUAAGCAUGCUGAAAAUUUAGCAGGGGUGGAAUAUGAAGAUGACUCAGAUCAUGAGCCACUUAUGUCUAUGCUAUCAAAAUCCCAAAAUAUUAGACAUCAGAAGAGAAAGCUGUCUGAAGCAUUGAAUGAACCUGUCGAGAAAUCUGGAAUGGUUGAGCACUAUAGUGAUAAGGUUGAUAAGCUUGUAUCAGACUUGGUGGAUGAAGGUGACUCAGAUGACGAAUUACUUAAUUCCAGUUUAAAGAGGUCUCAGAAUACCAGAUUAUCAAAGGGAAAGAUGACCAAUGCAUGUAAAAAACCUCUGAAGGAACCUGUAUUUGAUGAGGAUUUCCUCCACCAGGAUGAUAAAACUGCGGCAAGGGAGAGAGUUGAAGAUGAUACAGAAAAUGAGACUCUUAUGACAAGUUUAUUGAAGACCCAGAAGAUUAAACGACAGGAAAUAAAGGUGUCGGAAGUGUAUAAUGAGCCUGUCAGGGAAUCUGGAAUUGCAGAGCAUUGCAGGGAUAAGGAUGAUAAUAUUGUAUCUGUGCCAGAAGUUGAAGAGAAUUCAGAUGAUGAGUUGCUUAUAACAAAAUUAGGGAGAUCUCCAAAUAUGAGACUAUCUAAAGGAAAGGUGGCCGAGGCAUAUGAUAAGCUUGUGAAGGAUAAUGAAACAAGAACAAAGGAGGCAGUUGAAGAUGACACAGCACAUGAGACUCCUCUGACAGUUACACAUUUAUUGAAGGGCAGGUUAAAAAGGCGGCUGAGCAUUGAAAAUGGCAAAGCUGGCAGAAUUAAGAUUGCAGACCAAUCUCUAGUGAACUUAGCUGAUAAUUCAAAUGAAAACAUAUCAAAUGGCAAGAAUAAUGGUUCUCUUGCCAAUGAAGGGGCUGGUACUGAAAUGCUUGAAGAUUCAAAUUCAUUUGAAGACGAUAUAUUAGAAACUAACUUAGAAGAAAAUUUACAUCCUCUUGUAAAUGAAGAGGCUGGUACUGAAAUUCUGGAAGAUACAAUUUUGUUAGAAGAUAAUUUGGAAGAAGAUAAUUUGAAAGAAAAAUUAUUAAAAGCUAAGGAUGAUGAUUUAUCUCUGGGUGAAGAGGCUGCAGCAACAAAAACACUGAAAGAUACAAAUUUGUUAAAUGACAUGGAAGAAGAUAGCUUGGAAGAAAAACUAUCAUUGCACAAGGAUAAUAGUUUUCUUGUCGAUGAAGAGGCUGAUAUGGAAACGUUGGAAGAUGUAGGUUUGUCAAGGCGGGGAAGGAGGAGGCUGAACAUGAUCAUUGAAGAUGAUGAUUAGAAAGAACAAGUGAAGUCAACUAACUCUGUUUCCAGUGAUAUGUAAGUUAUUGGUGCUGUCUUUUUUUUGUAUAUGAGGUAGCAGUUUGUUGGCUGCUAUGAUUCUGUAAAUACUGGUCAUUGAAUUAAUAUCAAGAUUAUAAUCUUAAGCAGAGAAUGAUUUUCUGCACAGAGCUGGAUAUUCCUACGAUGUUCAUUUGGAUGUUUCUUUAUCGUGGCAUCUGUGUUAUUAGAUAUUCCUUUCAGGCA